AAUGCAAGUGAAGCGAGUUGUACCAAAUCCAAUAGAUAAUUUUCAUACAGAGCCUCGUUCAUCAUAAUAAUCUUGUCAUGUGACUAAAUCUAAGCCAAUUAUACCUACUACUCCCCUUUAAUAAUCAAAACCUAACAAUUUAAUUUAAUCCUUAAAUGGAUUGUGUAAAUACUUUAAUCAGAAAGAAGAGACAAAAUAAAUUACUUAUUAUGCACCAAAAAGUAUGUAAAGAUCAUCUGCUUCAUUAUCACCCAGGGAAAUAAUGGCUGCAAAUAUUUAAGAUAAUAGUCCGCUUUUGGUAAAGUAACUGUUAUAUGGUAAAAAGGAUCAGAAAGAGAAUUUUAAUCCUAAAGUAGGUAUGAGUAUAGUGGAAGUAAAAUAAGUGCCUCAUUUAAGCAUCAAUUAAGACUAAAAAUUAGUAAAGGUUAAUGAUAGUAGCCAUAAAAAAAGUAUGGGUAAAUUUGCCAGGAACUAAAAAUCUCGAAAUGCAUCUGUAUAAUAUCAUGAAGACUGGAAAUUAAAAUAUGAAGAAUUAUAAUAAAGUUUAUGUGAAAGAAUUUAAUAAUUAGAAAAUGAAUUAGAAGAAAUGGAGAAAAAUAGAAAAAUAGAUUAAAUGCAUUCUGAUUAAUAAACUAAUCAAUAUAUUGAAUAAUUACAAUAUAUAAUUUCUGAAAAAGAUUAAGUUAUUUAUGAAUAAGAAUUAAAAAAUGAGAAAUUGUAAAAUAUUAUCGAUAUGUAACAAUAAGAAUUAUAGAAAUUUAAGGAAACCAAAUAUAAAAUAAAUGAUACUAAUGAGAUUUAAAGAUUAUAGUAAAUAGAUUAAAAAUUUCAAUAAAUCAAAGGACAUUUACCAGCUCUUAAUAUUACUCUUAGAAAUAUUUAAUCAAUAUUUGAUGCUGCCUCAUCAGAACAAUAAAUAAAUAAUUUAUCUCUAUCCUCUGUCUCUAUGGUUGAAUUGAUUAAUGAAUUUAACUAAGGUGUUGAAGAGAAUACAUAAAAGUCAAUUAAAAAUAAUACUAUAUUGACUUCUAAUCUUCCUGAGCCAAAACCAAUAAACCUUUCAGAGAUUCUAAAUAGAAAAAGAAACUUAUGA
Molecule: messenger RNA, 1093 nt
Organism: Paramecium pentaurelia
Lineage: Eukaryota; Ciliophora; Oligohymenophorea; Peniculida; Parameciidae
Source: the annotation of a GenBank genome assembly